GGGCGGGCCGGAGCGCGCGGGCCCCGCCGCCCGAGUCCCCUGGCCCGGCUCGGCGCGCUCAGCAUGGCGGGCGCCUGGCUGCGACCGCUGGCCCUGGCCCUGACCCUGGCGCUGGCCCCGGGGCUGCCCGCAGUCCGGGCCGGGCAGACGCCGCGCCCGGCCGAGCGGGGGCCCCCGGUGCGGCUCUUCACGGAGGAGGAGCUGGCCCACUACGGCGGGGAGGAGGAAGAUCAGCCCAUCUACAUGGCGGUGAAGGGCGUGGUGUUUGAUGUCACUUCUGGGAAGGAGUUUUAUGGACGAGGAGCCCCCUACAAUGCCUUGGCCGGGAAGGACUCCACCAGAGGAGUAGCCAAGAUGUCCCUGGAUCCUGCAGACCUCACCCAUGACACCACGGGCCUCACGGCCGAGGAGCUGAAAGCCCUGGAUGACGUCUUCACCAAAGUGUACAAAGCCAAAUAUCCCAUCGUCGGCUACACGGCCCGAAGAAUCCUCAACGAGGACGGCAGCCCCAACCUGGACUUCAAGCCCGAAGACCAGCCCCAUUUUGACAUAAAGGACGAGCUCUGAUGUUCCGUCUGUAAGAGCAGGUUCUUGGGAUGGUGGGGCAGAGACACGCUUGGCUCUCUGGUCACCUGGGUCUGAAUAAAGCAGACGUCUGACCGGGACGCCGAACGCCUCUACUGUCCUGGGUCACGUGCUCUGUGCCCCUGGGUCUCCUGCCCACGCGCCAGCCCGGGUGGUAGUAACAGCCUCGUCAGGGUCCCUCUGGGUGGCUGAAUUAACCAGUGACUUUCAUUUCUUCUUUAUUAUUUUUCUGUACUUGCCACAUUUCUUACUGUGACCAUGUUUGCUUUAGAAUAAGCACAGAAAUAAACUUAUUUUCAUAAAAGAA
Molecule: messenger RNA, 892 nt
Organism: Myotis daubentonii (Daubenton's bat)
Lineage: Eukaryota; Metazoa; Chordata; Mammalia; Chiroptera; Vespertilionidae
Gene: NENF
Product: neudesin neurotrophic factor
Cellular component (GO): endoplasmic reticulum; endomembrane system; membrane
Source: RefSeq, a predicted model, not a curated record